GUUAGUAAUUUUCAUUUGUUGUACAAGUAUGUCCAUUUCUCUCUCCCCCCAUUUUUUCUCCCUAGAACAUUAACAGCUAGUUUUCCACUACCAGCGUUUUUUUCCCGCAGAAGUGAACCCUUUUGAGAAUAUUGAGGUCAUCUCUCUCUUAUAACAUGGACAAAUCACAGUGUGUACAUCAGAAGAAGGCAACCAAACAGACCAAAACCAAGAAAAAACCUGUCAAGGUUGUGUAUAUCUCUAACCCCAUGAAGGUCAAGACUAGUGCUUCAGAAUUCAGAGCCUUGGUGCAAGAACUCACCGGCCAAAACGCCGAUAAGCCGGAUCCAUCUAGGUAUGUGGCGAUUGAUGACGUUGCUGAUCAUCAAACGGUCACGGAUGAUGAGGCUAUACAAGUCCCUACAGUGGACCCUGGCAGCAAUGAGCUACCUAAUAGGUCUGAUCUUCCAUUUGAGCCGUAUGAUGAUGUUUUUACUCCUCAGAUGCUAGAGAAUUUAACAGGUUUGUUGCCAUCCAGCUUGUUGUACGAGUCUUUUUCGUAUUGAUGUGCUUACAAGCCUUGAUGUGAUGAUGUUAAUUUGAAUUAAGCCAUGUUAGGCCUAGGGUUAAUGUGUUAUAUGUAUCAUGUUAAACAUGUUGUAUGUAACUUUCUAAUAUGCUUUGUUUAUUCAUAUUAAUUUCCUAUAUAUGUUUUAUUUGAACUGAA
Molecule: messenger RNA, 706 nt
Organism: Cornus florida
Lineage: Eukaryota; Viridiplantae; Streptophyta; Magnoliopsida; Cornales; Cornaceae
Product: sigma factor binding protein 2, chloroplastic-like
Exons: 1
Coding region: 156-545 (129 amino acids)
Source: RefSeq, a predicted model, not a curated record